This is a messenger RNA of Notodromas monacha, 2218 nucleotides long. The record is from the annotation of a GenBank genome assembly. NCBI's taxonomy places the organism in Eukaryota, Metazoa, Arthropoda, Ostracoda, Podocopida, Cyprididae.
CCUAUGAAUGCCUAGUGUAUCAUACGAUUGCACUCUUUGGAGUUGAAAGAAUUAGAAAUUCCUUUGUUGAAGAUGACAUGGUGCAUGCAUUUAUGUCUUUGGUUUAUGCUAUGCACUUAAUCGGGCACACUAGGCAUGAAAGCCCUUCAAAUAAUGACAUUCGCUUAGCUGAUGAAUUGUUGAGACAUUAUUUUGAGGCAUUGAAAAUGGAGGAUUGUGACAAUUUGCUAACACCCAAGAACCACUUAUUAAUUCAUCUUGCCACAGAAGUAUCAGUAUAUUCAUCUCAUCUAGGUGGCUUUGAUGCAUAUCCAUUUGAAAACUUUUUGAGGAUUUUCCGAGAUAAAACUCUCAUUAGGAGUGGUAAAAGUGUCUUGAAGCAGUGCUUUAACAGACUAUGUGAAGUGGCUGCCCAUAGCAUUCCAACAGAUUUUAAUGGUAAUCCAAAUCCUGUUAAAGUUAAUGCUGCUACUGAGUUGAAGGCAAUGAAAGAAUUGGGAACACUGUAUUUACCAGAAAGUACAGUGUUGCAUGUUAGGUCAGAGGGCAAGAAGAUGAGCAUUCAAUGUAUUGGCUUCCGGAUCACUUGCACAAUUUGAUACACACAUGGUCUUGGACCUGGGAUCCAAAGAAGUCUAAGUACAGUGGCAUUGUUGCUUCUGAUAUGGAUGAGGAUGGAAAAGUUACAUACAACAGCCGAGAACCUGCGUAUGAAGAAGCUAUGCCAAUUUUUUUAGCAGUGACAAUCCUUGAUGGUGGCAUUGUACCAAUCAAUUGGGUUAGCAGUGACGGGAAGCGGGUCAUGUUCCCCAAACCCAAAGAAAGUGAUGGGGACAAGCCGCCCGCAUCCAAAAAUCGCCGAAUUUUUGCAGAGAAAUUCUACACAGAUUAUCAGAUUAUCGAUCCGGAGGAAAUGGAGGAAUACCUCAUAGGCAACAUUUGGUGUGGAGGAAAUCUUUCUGCAGCUGGUCCCUCUAACAAGGUGUUCAAAACAUCGACACCAAAAAGAAGUGAAGCUGCAGUGCACUCCUUGUAUAACACCAAUCCAUGCUCCAGCUUUGUGCAGGAGCACACCAUUGUUGGGCAAGUAUCUAACAAUAGCAACGUUACUUUCACUGGAGUAUGCAACUCAUCAAAUGAUGAAGCAUUUGAAGAAGUGGUGCUCAGAAGCUUCACAAUUCUGUCAGAUGACAAAAACAACUCUGAUUUCCAAGAUUCUGCAGCAUCACAAGAAUUACAAGAUGAAAGUAAUGAAAUUUCGUACAUGGAUUUGCUUGGACCUCCACCACAGUUUGCAAAUGAAGGUCCUGGACAACCAGAAAAGAAUAAUGACGAGGAAGGUGCGCACACCCAGAUUCUGACAAAGAUGGCACACGAAUUGCGGGAAAUGAAAUGCAAAGUGGAAAACAUGGAGAGAAAUCAGGCCACCUUUCAGGCUUCAAUAGCAGCUACAUUAUUCAUCCAAUGGAGCUGGGGAUCAACUUACCCAUACAAACGAGGAAAGAACUACUACAAUUUGAUACCAUCUUGUUUGAUUCCAGCAUUAGACAAAAAGUUGUUAUUGCAUUACCUAUUCCAAGUGAAAAAGGAACUUUUUCAAAGCGGAUCGGGAAUGCGCGUUGUACUCAAAACCCUGUUUUACCCAAGGAUGAGUUUGCAAAUUUACUGCUGCAAUCGUCAUACUCUUCAAGGGAAUGCCAGAAAAAGUAGAGAACCAACCAUUAUCAGAACAAUUGAAGAAAGAGAUCAGCAGUUGUGGACCCCAAUACAAGAUGAUGCAAAAAGGCAGGACUAUGACUACGAACCCCUCCAUCUGGAAAAGCGUCUAAUUAAUGAAAAUCUCCGCAUUCCACUCAACAAACUAGUGGGAUUCAUGGCUCUCAUGGAGGAAGUUUGGAAUAAGUUCCCAACUCGAAAGGAGACAAACCCUGAUGGAAAAUUGAAGGACAUUGGACUACGGGAAAAAAUUAAUCAUACCCUCCGGUCAAUUCGAUCUGUCGAGAGAAUUAAUCGGGACAAUCGACGAAGGAAGCUUGGAGAGAUACCACCAAAUACAAAGGUGUCAUACCCAUCUGUUACACCCAAGGCUGUUUACGUAGGAAACACCGAGGAUGAAAGAGAAAGCAUCUUGAGUGAGUGGUAUGGUAGGCCAGACCAUGUUGAUUAUGACCUUAAAGCCUUUAAUGAUUUUGAUGAAGCUGAUGAUGAGUUGUGCUAG